UACUAGACUUCAAGUACUUCCAGAGGUCCAUCACACAUGACGAGGACCGAGGAGUCAUCGUUGGGUAGACAGACGAGCUGAAAUUGGCUAGAACGGAUCUGUUUAAAGUCGGUUAUGUUGAAAUGGAUGCUGGAGAUGAACGGAACUAGUUUGUUAGCAUCAUCCAACUGCUAGUUUCAUCUGCUGAACAUCUUCAACCAAAGUCCUGUGGACCUGCUGGACCUCCAGGCAGCGACCCUUUUACAACACCAAUGACGCCUGUUUAUACCACUGGUCUACCUUCAGACAGUGUCUAUCCUGCACCCCCGUAUGGACAACCGUCUCUACCACCAGGUUAUGUGCCCCCUCAGGGACCUGCAACGAUGCCGCCACCUCCUUCAGGUUACGUGCCACCUCAGGCACCUGUGGUGAUGCCCGUCCCUCAGAGACCACCCGGCUGCCCUCCGGGACUGGAGUACUUAACUCAGAUUGACCAGCUCCUUGUCCAUCAGAAAAUGGAACUAAUAGAAGCUAUUUUCGGUUGGGAGACCAACAACCAAUACAUAGUCAAAAAUAGCGUAGGACAGCAAGUGUUCCUUGCUGCUGAGCAGACCGACUUUUGCACGAGGAUGGUCUGUGGGUCCAUGCGCUCUUUCGUCCUCCAUCUCCAGGACAACAUGGGACGGGAAGUGCUCACUCUCACACGCCCAUUGAAAUGCAGCAGCUGCUGCUUUCCAUGCUGCCUGCAAGAGCUUGAGGUUCAGGCUCCUCCUGGCAGCCCUGUUGGAUAUGUGAUGCAGAACUGGCACCCUUAUCUGCCCAAGUUCACCAUUAAGAAUGAAAGAAGAGAAGCAGUGCUGAAGAUAGUGGGACCUUUCUGUGACUGUAACUGCUGUUCUGAUGUGAAUUUUGAGGUGAUGUCCCUGGAUGAAGCCUCAGUAGUUGGCAGGAUAAGCAAACAGUGGACAGGCAUGGAGGCGGAGAUGUUAACAGACGCAGAUAAUUUUGGCGUGCGGUUUCCCAUGGACCUGGAUGUCAAAGUCAAGGCUGUUAUAUUAGGCGCCUGUUUCCUCAUUGAUUUUAUGUACUUUGAAAGUUCACCAAAGCAAGAUUCACAUCAUUAUUAAACAUUUGUCCAUUUUAUAAUAGUUAUAUGUGCACCUGCAGGGCUUUUUGACUCAUGAAC
Colossoma macropomum (tambaqui) is the source of this 1165-nucleotide messenger RNA. RefSeq names its product phospholipid scramblase 2-like. Gene Ontology annotation, cellular component: plasma membrane. The transcript is spliced from 10 exons. Bases 252 to 1106 code for a protein of 284 amino acids. Gene Ontology annotation, biological process: plasma membrane phospholipid scrambling. NCBI's taxonomy places the organism in Eukaryota, Metazoa, Chordata, Actinopteri, Characiformes, Serrasalmidae. The record is from RefSeq and is a predicted model, not a curated record. Gene Ontology annotation, molecular function: phospholipid scramblase activity.